AUGAGCUUUCUUACUCCUAUAUUUCUCCAUUGCGGUAACUGGUCGAGUCUUCUUAUACUUCCUCUCGUAGAUGAAACAAGCAUUGCACAAAACUCCAUUCUCCGAUCGAACAUUUCUCCAUUGACAUGUUUCCGUGACGAAGCAGUUGGAGCAUUGUUUGGGAGCAUCCUGGGGACGAUGGGGAGUGGUGGUGGUGAUGUCAUCGAAAGCAUUGAGGACGGAGUUGCAGUUGAAGAAGAAGCUGAUGAAGUAUUUGGUGUUGCAAAAGUAGAAGUUGGCAUUGGAGGCGUCAUUGAGAGGAGUGUUGGAUCAGAACCUACGGAGAUAAGAACACCGGGAAAUUCCACCGGAAGUUUAUAUGCAGAAGUCGAGUUGCGGAAUGGGAUUCGAGGUGUCAAUGACUAUAUAAGAGUUAUCGAUGCAGAUGGGAACUGGGACAUGAUGAAUAAUCGCACUGGAAUCGGAGGAAUCCCUAGAACAUUUCUUAUUUCUCCAGGGGGCGAGAUGAGUAUUCAUGUGGUGACAAAGUUUUUGUUCAUGAACUCAAAGUUUUCGAUUACUGUGAAGUAUUAUCGAGCAAGUUGCAAAAUAAUCCUUGACUCGGAAAUGUUCGAUGGAAACAUUGUUUAUUUACCUGGACCCACUUUGGAGCCACUUCCCGCCAAUUUCUCUUGUACCUAUGAAAUUCCAGCACCAGCAGAUGGUUUAUAUGCAAGAGUCACAAUAAUAAGAGGGUUAGAUAAACCAAAUGAUACAAUUACAGUCAUUGAUAUUACUGGGGAGGAGAUAAUCAUAAACAGCACCGACGUCUCAGAUUCAAAUCACCCAUAUUGGUAUGUUUUACCGGGAUCCGUGUUAACUAUGAAGGUAACUACUGCUAUAGAUUCUAUGAACUCCUCGUUGUUAAUAUCAGUGGAGUACCUCAAAGCUAAUAUAGGUCCGACUAGAAUAAUGAGAGCAGACAGCGAAAUUAACUUUGUCGAUAUGUCGACUUUGCGAAAUGAAAGAUAUGACUUUUGCUCGAUAACUUUUUUGAGCGACGAGAGGAUUGUAUUAAACCACGCAUUUAAAGGAGACACAGUUCGCGAGAAUCCGGAUCGGUUUGUUAUUGAUGGUACGUUCAGUGAGCAGAUAAAAGUCUAUCGUUUGGACACAUUGGACCACUGGUCUCUUUUUCAAACAAAAUCAAAAGCCAUCACGAUUGUCACAUUUAUUGAUGGAUUUGAAGGUUUUGUUCUGAAUAGAAAGUCGGAAAGCGAUAAGUUUUAUUUUAUGGAUGCAAUUGCCACUGAUCCCAUAUACCUUUAUCCCUUCGGGAUGCGAGCUAGUACACCUGAUGCCGUUAUGGCUACAGAGGUUGUUCAUUUUGAAGCCAGAGGAAUUUUGGUUCAGAACUUGAAAAUUCACAGUGUAGGAUGA
Molecule: messenger RNA, 1419 nt
Organism: Caenorhabditis remanei
Lineage: Eukaryota; Metazoa; Nematoda; Chromadorea; Rhabditida; Rhabditidae
Exons: 8
Coding region: 1-1419 (472 amino acids)
Biological process (GO): innate immune response
Cellular component (GO): membrane raft
Source: RefSeq, a predicted model, not a curated record